AUGGCGACAAUGGGAGGCGUCGUCUGCCGCUGGUGCAUGCGGGCUCCACAGGCGUGGACAAUGGGAACGGGAGCAGGCGCGGCGGGCGCUGUUCCAGGGCCGGGUCACCUCGUCUCGGAAGUUGUCCGCAGCGCCGCCCCCAUUGUAGCCGCAUGGCAGCCGCAGCCACCGCCGACAAUAAAAAUAAGAAGUCUAAGCAGCUCACAACAAACGCCUCCCAUCGCUCGGGAGGAGGGCGGCAGCCCCACGCUCUCCCCGCCACCGCUGACGCCACCACCCGCACCGCCUCCGACGAACGCAGCGGCGGCGGCUACGCUUCUUUUCUUCCGCGGACUCCUCCGCCUCCACCUGCAACUUCAUUACAAAAGCGGGUCUUCCCCGCCGGCGGCGAGGGGGCGUGGCCGGCGGCGCGGCGCGCUGCCAACGAACGCGUCGUCGGUCCCGCCCCGCUGCGUGCUAUUGGCCGUGACGUCACGGCGGGGCGCGCUGGUGGGGAGGCCGCGGGUGCAGGCGCGCGCUCGGGCGCAGUGCUCCUCUGGCGCGCGUACAAGGCGCGCGUUUGAGCCAUGCCUCGCUCGUAGUGACGCGCCGUGCCAGUGCAGUGACCGACCGUGCGUGGCCAGCUUAGCUCAGCUCGGCCCCUCUCCCGCCGCCGACCGACGCCGCCGUGCGUCCCCGCUGCUACCGUCCGGAGACAACGCAGCCGCCACCACGGAGCUGGAUCUGCACCAGAGGGCCACCGGUCACCUCAUGAGGGCGGCCGGUGCGAUGUGCGAGCCGGUGGGCUACGAGGCGCUGGGCGCGCGCCACGGGCCGGCGCUGCCCGCCGUCUCUGCGCAGCCGCACUCCGCUGCCGCCGCCGCCGCCGCCGCCAAGAAGGCGCAGGACGACCACAUCAAGCGGCCCAUGAACGCCUUCAUGGUCUGGUCGCGCCUCCAGCGCCGCAAGAUCGCCCAGGAGAACCCCAAGAUGCACAACUCGGAGAUCUCCAAGCGACUCGGCGCGGAGUGGAAGCUCCUGUCGGAGGACGAGAAGCGGCCCUUCAUCGACGAGGCGAAGCGGCUGCGCGCCAUGCACAUGAAGGAGCACCCCGACUACAAGUACCGGCCGCGGCGGAAGCCCAAGACGCUGCGCAAGGAGGGCUACCCCUACUCCAUUCCCUACCCCUCCGUGCCCAUGGACGCCCUCAGAGCUGGCAUGGCGGCGAGCCAGAUGGGCCAGGUGGGCUCCUACUACUCGCCGGCGGCCGCCUACGGGUCGCUGAGCGCCGCCUCCAUGGCCGCCGCCGCCGCCGCUGCCGCCGCGCAGCAGUCCGCCAUCUCCGGGCUCUCGGCGCCUGCACAGGUGGUGAGCUCGAUGGACGCGAUGAAGUACUCGAUGGAAGCGGACAAAUACCGGUCGGCGUACAUGCCGCCCAUCUCGAUGUAUUCGGCGGACCCCAAGUCGUACAUGGAGCGUGGCGGCGGCUAUUUGGACCACACAUCGGCGCUCACCAAGGCCUACUUCGAGUCUUCCAAGAUGUACGUCGAGACCGGCCGCUACGACGCAGAGGCGGCCGCAGCCGCUGCAGCUGCGCAUCAGCGGUACGACGUGUCGAAAAUGUACGGCACGGCCCCCGAGAGCCACCCCUCGCCGCGGACGCCGACCGAGUCUCCGACAGAGAGCAAGGUGGGCGCUGCAGGCGGCCUGCUGUCGGGGGCGGUCGACCGCCAAGACGGGGGCGGGGCACCCGCCUCCUCGUCCUCGGGCUCCUCGGCGGCGUCGCCGGGUCUGGGCUACUACCACCACGGCGGGGGCGGCAUGCCCGGCCUGCUGCCCAUGGCGCAGUACAGCGGUCACUACCACCAGGCGGCGGCGGCGGCUGCGGCGGCCGCGGCCGCGGCGGCCUCCGGGGGCGGCUCCGCGGGGGGGCUAGCCCGGCGCAGACUCGGCCGAGCUCGCGGCCUCUUGGCUGUGAGCCGUGAGCGGAGGGGCGGAAGAGCUGUCGUGCUCGUCCUGUCGCCCACACCCGACACCAGCACCGUGACCUGCAGCCGUCUGGAGCCUCCGAAGGCGCGUCGAUGCACGUGGCCCGGCUCUCGAACGGCAGUUGCGGAUCGCCGCUGUUUUGUGACAACCGUUAUUCUGAAUACUGAUUUCGCGUAA
Molecule: messenger RNA, 2145 nt
Organism: Schistocerca serialis cubense
Lineage: Eukaryota; Metazoa; Arthropoda; Insecta; Orthoptera; Acrididae
Product: transcription factor SOX-3-like
Exons: 9
Coding region: 1-2145 (714 amino acids)
Biological process (GO): cell differentiation; anatomical structure morphogenesis; regulation of DNA-templated transcription
Molecular function (GO): RNA polymerase II cis-regulatory region sequence-specific DNA binding; DNA-binding transcription factor activity, RNA polymerase II-specific
Source: RefSeq, a predicted model, not a curated record